Molecule: messenger RNA, 1830 nt
Organism: Cornus florida
Lineage: Eukaryota; Viridiplantae; Streptophyta; Magnoliopsida; Cornales; Cornaceae
Product: cytochrome P450 704C1-like
Exons: 7
Coding region: 106-1659 (517 amino acids)
Molecular function (GO): iron ion binding; heme binding; oxidoreductase activity, acting on paired donors, with incorporation or reduction of molecular oxygen
Source: RefSeq, a predicted model, not a curated record
AUUUCCUCUAUAUAUACACAUUUGUUCGCCACUCCACUAUCUUCAUAUCUCAACUCCAUUGACAAGAAAAUAUCACACUACACAAUCACAAAAGGGUUUCUACAUAUGGAUUUCCUUUCUAAUCCCAUCUCAUUCACAGUAACAGCUUUAGCUGUAAUCUUUGUAAUAUAUCUCACCAAAUUUGUUGUCCAACUCUCAUCAUCAGACCAGAAAAAGAGAUACUACCCUGUUGUUGCCACAGUCUUCCAUCAACUGCUACACUUUGAGAGGCUGCAUGACUACAUGACUCAACUCUCAAGCAGAAACAAGACUUACAGAUUGCUUGACCUUUCUCGGAGCCAAAUUUGCACUGCAGACCCUGCAAUUGUUGAGUAUGUCCUCAAGACCAACUUUGCAAAUUAUGGCAAGGGAUGGUUCCAUCAUAGCAUCUUGAUGGCUCUUCUAGGCGAUGGGAUUCACACGGUGGAUGGAGGAAAGUGGCAACACCAGAGGAAAAUAUCAAGCUAUGAGUUCUCCACCAAGAUGUUGAGGGACUUCAGCAGUGUAGUAUUCAGAAACAAUGCAGUAAAACUUGCCGGGAUAGUGUCUAAAGCUGCAACUUCCAAUCAAACAAUUGAAGUCCAAGAUAUAUUUAUGAAAUCGACAUUGGAUGCAGUAUUCAAGGUUAUACUCGGCGCAGAACUAGACAGCAUGUGUGGAACAAAUGAAGAAGGUGCCCUGUUCUCCAAAGCUUUUGAUGAAGCAAGUGCCAUAACCGUGUAUAGAUAUGUCGAUGUAUUUUGGAGAAUCAACCGAUUCUUGAACAUCGGAUCAGAAGCGAAAAUGAGAGAGAGUAUCAAAGUUAUUGACAGAUUUGUAUAUAAAUUUAUCAGAAGCAAGACCGAACAAGGUCAAGAGUUGAAACACGAUUCAUCAAUGAUUCAAACGAAAAAGGUGGACCUUGUGUCAAGGCUUCUGGAGGCAAAUGAGACUGAUCCAAAGUAUUUAAAGGACUUCAUCCUCAGUUUCAUAAUUGCUGGAAAGGACACAACAGCUGUUGCUCUUUCCUGGUUCUUUUACAUGAUAUGCAAGUAUCCACUCAUUCAAGAAAAAAUUGCUCAAGAAGUUAAAGAGGCAACACAAAUGGAUAUUCAAAAUUCAAGUUUUGAAGAGUUUGCAAAUGGUAUCACUGAAGAUGCUGUCAACAAGAUGCACUAUCUCCACGCAACAUUGACCGAGACACUCAGACUCUAUCCUGCAGUUCCUGUGGAUGCGAAGGUUUGUUUUUCGGAUGAUACAUUUCCGGAUGGGUUCAGCGUGAGGAAGGGCGAUAUGAUAACGUAUCAACCUUAUUGCAUGGGCAGGAUGAAAUCUUUAUGGGGUGAUGAUGCAGAGGAAUUCCGGCCAGAGAGAUGGCUCGAUAAAGACGGUAUUUUCCAGCAAGAAAGCCCUUUUAAACUCACUGCCUUUCAGGCCGGACCGAGAAUUUGUCUUGGAAAAGAGUUUGCUUAUAGGGAGAUGAAGAUUUUCUCGGCCAUGUUGAUGGGAAACUUCAUCUUCAAGCUGAGUGAUGAACAGGGACCAGUUAAUUACAAGACUAUGCUUACUCUGCACAUUGAUGGGGGUCUCCAUCUCUGUGCCUCCCACAGAUGGGCAUGCAAGUCCUCUAGAUGCCUAUAGUUUUUGUCUAGAAAAUAUAACAACAUGCUGUUGGAUUAUCCUUUCAAUUGUGUGCAAGUAAAGUUCUAUUGUUUCAUGUAAGAUUAUGUUGAGAUUUGUAUGCCCUACGUAGCAAUUAUAUGAAUUGUAAUAGACAUUUUAUCUUAAUAGAAUACGUGGUUUAAGGUUUAA